Messenger RNA from Gracilinanus agilis (Agile Gracile Mouse Opossum), 4068 nucleotides. RefSeq names its product protein FAM205A-like. The record is from RefSeq and is a predicted model, not a curated record. The transcript has 4 exons. Bases 1 to 4068 code for a protein of 1355 amino acids. Lineage: Eukaryota; Metazoa; Chordata; Mammalia; Didelphimorphia; Didelphidae.
AUGCUGAGAUACAUUUUUGCUUUGGGGGACAGUGACUAUGAUGAUUACACCAUUGGGUUCUUGUUCUUGUUCUCUAUCAUAGUCCUGUGGCGGUUCUAUUAUGGAUUUCAGAAAACAGCUAAUCAGAGCUGCUGCUGGCGUCAAAGAAAAGUCAAAAGGAAUUCCAAAGACACAGAACAAAGAGCUUGGAAAUCUUCCCAGGAAGACGCCAAGACCUUCCUGGAACUGUUGUCCGUCCUGAAAAGCCAAGCCUGGGUUUUCAAAGAAAACAGCGUUCGGAAGUUGCUUUGUAAAGAUCCUACCUGCUCUGUCUGUAAUACUGUGGCCUUGGAAACUAAAUUACUGCUAUCUGGUGAGAAGGACUUGGUAUCCCCCCCAGCGCUGAGCCCAUCAUCUGAGUCUUCUUGCUUAGAGGGUAUGACUAGGUCUACUUUUUCUCUUGACCAAAGUUUGAAGCCAAGUUCAUCUACGGAAUCCCUGUUGUCCCUAAACCCGGUCCAAACUCCUUUAAUUCGGAUGGGUUCCCUAUCUCCCCCUGAGGUCCCAGACCACUGGACUGAACAGCUCCAGCAGGGAACGAAGCUCUAUAUAACCAAUGUAGUGAGGCCUCCCUCUGUGGCCUCUUCUUUCAGUCCAGAGAAACUCAAGGACCCAGCAGUAAAGCAAGAUGCCAUUGACAAUGGGUACCAGUUUCCCAUAGAGAAUAACAAGCCUGAGGCAUUUCGAUCUAAAGACAUCUUGCUGAAUACUGAGUUCCUCCAGUUGACCAGGCACCCUUCAACCACCCAGUCGCUCUCAGUUUUCCCCGUCACCCUUUCAUUCCUUACUCCUGAAGUCCGUAAUCUACUAGAAAAGCACAUUAAAAAGAGGGUGCAUUUCCAGAGAUGGGGUCUCCCCAAGAGAGUAGAAGAGUCACUCAAAAAAAUCAUGCCAGACUCCCCACUAUAUUACAACACUAAGAUUCAAGGAGAUCCUUUCAUCUUAACGGAGGACUCCAAAAUAUCUACUGCAGAGAUGAUGAACUCUACAGCUGCCCAUUCCUGGUCACCAUAUGAGGCAGAGGAACCUGAUAACCCUUUCUUGGGCUCUGAGAUAGUCCCUAUGGCUUUAGAAAAAGUAGAGCUGAAGAAAGUUUCCGAAGAGUUGUCAAACCCUAUUUGCAAGAACCUGCCUGCUUCUUCCGUCCCGAUCCUGAACAACAUCUGUCUCUUGAAGGAGAGGUCUCCUGCCAUCAAGAAUAACUGCCUGCAACCAAAAUACAGCCAACUCUUCUGGGGUCUCCCUUCUCUGCACAGUGAAUCCCUGGUAUCGACCUUUCUGAGGCAUAACGCCCUCUCCCCACCCACAAAUGACAACAAGCCUUCCACUGUGGACAGAACUUUCUACUUCUUCAAUGAACUGUCCGUCCUUCCCCUACUGCCAAAAACUCCCCCACUUUCUAUCUCACCUUCUUCUCUAUCUACCACAGUUGGGUGUAGCAUCAAUGCCUCCGAAGAAGCCCAUGUUAAUAUCCCGAUUCUCUCUCUAGCUGAAUGUGAAAUCUUGGAGUUGCACCUACUACAGAGGCAGCUCCACUUGCUGUGGGGUCUGUCCCCCGUCAUGCAGAUGUCUCAUCAGGCCCAGACCCUUGAUCAUGAACUCUGUGAGGCAGAUCAGGUCCUUAUGCCUCAUCAUCCCAAAAUGAAUGUCUCUGUCCUCACUAAGGAGCUCUUAUUCUUCCCAGAACAUGCUAAGAGGCUCCUUGAGCUCCAUUUUCAGAAAAGGAUCCUUCAGCACAAGCUGGACCAGCCUAAGUCAAUCCAGGAUAUGCAACCACUUUCGUCCAUACCUAACCAGCUACAAGUCCCUGAGAGCAUCUUAACCAAAACAUACAUGAAACUUCACCAGAAUGAAAAUCCCCAACUCAAGAUGGCUCCAGUACCUACUCCUGUUAUGACUUUCAUUGAGCCUGAAACACUUGCCAAAGCUAAGGAUAUUGUGCAAAUGCACAUAGAGAAAAAAUGUCUACAAAUCAAACAAGGGAUUUUUCCAGACAUCGUAUGUAGGUUCCGGGACAUUGGUUGCCAAUUGUCAGCAGGAGACCCUUCCUCCCAGGGAACUUUGGAAACUGUCCACUCCAAAAUGGGGGCAGAAGACCUGACUUUCCAGGAAUCGGGUUCAACAGCAUGGAUGGAGCUGAGCAUGAACCAACAGCCAUUGGCACCAUUGAAUAAAACCAUUAGGCAGCCAGACCAGGCUGUGAACCUCCCCCAGAGCAUGAUUGAGAAAUUGGAAAUGAUUUUAAAGCACAAGUAUUUGGCUUUCUUAUCAGGAUUACCAGCUCUCUAUUAUGUGGCUCUAUAUAGGGCAAUGUCCCCUUUAGAUAUUUGCCAAACUGAGGUUCCUAACAUGGGGAAAGGGGUGGUAAAGGAGCAAAUUGACUCCAUGAGUGACAAGACUUGGGCUGAAGAACAAUCGAUUUUCCCCAUGAGGAAGGUUAGUAAUUCCACCAUCUCUUCUGGGGACACUGGAAAUGAAUUAUGGGUUUCACAAAAGAUAAAAGUCUCCGAGGCAGUGCCAGAAAGAGAAGGUGAUAAGACAAGACCAGAGGGGAUAGAUGAGCAAAGAGGGUUUGGCUAUUUACAGUGUCCCUAUAUGCCAAAUAAGCCUGAUAUCUUGAUCAGAAUGGAUUCCCACCUAAGGAAGAAAGUGUUAGAAGUAAAAACGGGGAUUCCCCAAAAAGCUAUAGAUUCUAGGGAACUAUUUAAAGCUCUAGAAUCUUCUUUACCCCAGUCUGAUUUAAGACAUAUUCCUGGAGUUGUAGUUCCAGAAAGUUCAGAAGAACUACAAGAAACUCUCCGCACUGUAGAGAACCAAGAGUGCUCAGAAACGUGCUCAUCACCAGCAGCUCUGGAUGCAGAGGUUCCAAGCUGGACAUAUUUUAAGGAGCAGCUCUCCAGUGAGCUAGAGUUCAAUUUGAUGAAGAUAUCAGACAAGCAAACACAAAGCUGCAUCACAUCCUCCCAGAUCCCAGGCCUCCAAGCCUCCAAGGUUGCCCAGCCACAGCCCCAGAAAAGGCCCAGUGGGGACAUGGCUGAUGCCCAAGUGCUCUGUGUUCACAUGGAGGCAGAACCAAACAGCCUAGGCCAAGAGUACUGGAAUGCAGAGCCACUAAUUACUUGGGAUUGCCAGAACAAGGCCAUUGGCUCAACCCCAAACAAGAUAAAAGGCUCCAAAGGAAAUCAGGGCGGGGGGGAUGCAGGGUGGAGGACCUCAUCUCUCAAAAGAAGGAGCCAUACCCUCAAGGCCAGAAGACCAGCAAAAUCUCAUAUAAAUACCAUCCAUAGAUUACAUGUCGGGAGCAGGGAUCAUGAUCAAACUGCUGAUCUCCAGGAGUUUCCCCAUUCCUUUCCCAAAGUUGAGCACUCAGGGGCACUAUUUGGAAUGCCAGGGAGGAAAGAGACCAAGAGGGAUGACUAUAAAGGCAGCCAAAGCAAGUUGAAGAAUUCAUUUCCUCCAAAAAGGGACCAUAAGCACUCCCAACCUAGUGGCCCUAAAAAUUCCAUCAAAAUGAAUCAGAUAGCAAAAGGCAUGCAGGUCUCAGAGAGGACAAUUUCUACUCCUCAGAGUCAGACUCCUUCAGAAAACAAAUUUCUGGAAAAGAUAAAACACUUCCUUCACUGGCUUAGCAUCCGGAAAAAACUUAAAAGUCAGAGUUCAUCCAACACCUGCCCCUGGUCUGAGGUGGCAUCAUCCAAGAAGGAUAUUUCUAAGCAAGGCCUGAUCUUAGCCAAAGGAUCCACAAAUAAGGGACAGAAAGCCAAGAAAAAUGUGGAAUUCAAGGAACACUACUACCCAUUAACAAAUAAGAACCUUCUGGUCACCCCAAAGAGUCAGUUCCACCAUCUUGAUUGCAACCCGCGCGCUCAACAUUUCUGGAGCUCAGAACUGUACCACUGUUCCAGCCGCUAUUCAGAUAUGUUCAGUCAGCUGGAAAGUGACUCUUCUUCUCUCCUGUUCUCAGAGGAAAACAUUGACUCCCCUAAGAGAAAAAGUCCAGGCCCAACAGAGAGAAAGCAAACCCUCUAA